AUGAUCUCCUACGCCUAUGCCGCCGGUGUCCUCGCUCUCAAGGCCUUUGGUUUCUACCUCUUCCGUUGGGUCAACUCCCAAAAGCACUCCUUCCGUCGUAACCCAGAGGCUCCAAUCUGGGGUAAGCGUGCCGAAUACAUCUCUACCAAGCGUGGUACCAAGCUCCUCGUCUCUGGUUUCUGGGGUGUCUGCCGUCAUCUCAACUACACCGGUGAUAUCAUCCUCUCGUGGGCUUGGUGUUUGCCAUGUGGUUUCGACUCUGUUGCUCCAUAUUUCUACGGUCUCUAUUUCACCACCUUGGAUCUCCAUCGUUGUCACCGUGAUCACCGUGCCUGUCUUGAAAAGUAUGGUGAUGACUGGAAGGAAUACUGUCGUCGUGUCCCAUACGUUUUCAUCCCAAGAGUUUUCUAA
Messenger RNA from Cavenderia fasciculata, 411 nucleotides. RefSeq names its product erg4/erg24 family protein. Gene Ontology annotation, biological process: sterol biosynthetic process. Gene Ontology annotation, cellular component: endoplasmic reticulum membrane. Gene Ontology annotation, molecular function: oxidoreductase activity, acting on the CH-CH group of donors, NAD or NADP as acceptor. The record is from RefSeq and is a predicted model, not a curated record. The transcript has a single exon. The coding region runs from base 1 to 411 and encodes 136 amino acids. NCBI's taxonomy places the organism in Eukaryota, Evosea, Eumycetozoa, Acytosteliales, Cavenderiaceae.